Paramuricea clavata is the source of this 981-nucleotide messenger RNA. NCBI's taxonomy places the organism in Eukaryota, Metazoa, Cnidaria, Anthozoa, Malacalcyonacea, Plexauridae. The record is from the annotation of a GenBank genome assembly.
AUGGAACAACUGCGGUAUGAAGUGUUACAGGAGUUUAAGAAGGGUAAUUUCGUUGUAAAGUGGAAAGAGAGCGCUUUCAAUGAAGUAAGCGCUGACCACAGCCUCGAGUGGUUGAACGGCAUAUUGGUAAACGAGGAGGUGGAAUUGUUGGUAUAACUAAGACAUCUUCAGCCUUGAGCUAGUGCGUUAACUGUUUUAACUAAUACAUUUUAUAUCCAGUUCCUUAUUUCAAGUGUCCAAAUAAUGCUAAAUCGGGCGCAAACAUGCAGCCUUCAUCGGCCAGUGACUUAUUUGGAUAACUGGUUAUUUGCUUGGUAGAAAACCGGUUUUAGAUCGAUACUCGCGUGUGCAUUAUUUAAUAAAGUGUCAAAAUACGGAACAAUCAACUUGUAGAAUAUAAACAAUGCUACAUACAAUUAUAUAUUUACCAAAUGGUGUAAAAUUUAUUAUUUUCUACUUCCAAGGUGGGCUCUGCCUUAUAAUUUGCGGUGGGAGAUUGCUGAGAGAACUCAUGAGAUGUUUGGCCUAGUUCAAGAGGAUACGUAUUCUCACAACGAAUCUGCGCCUGCAAGAAUUGUUCGCGACAAUAAGGAUGAAGAGUCACUCAUUUCCGUCCUCGAGCAGCAUCAUGUGUUUUCACCAACAUCCCAUCCAGAAUGUCUUUUUAGCAUCGCUACGAAAGGUUUGGCCACCGUCGAGAUUCAGGAAUCACUGUUAGGCGCGAAAGAUAUGGGACAGAAACAAGUUAAAGACUUCGUACAGCAAUGGCUGACUGAACCACUUCAACAGCAACCUAAUAACGAGCAAGGGGAUACCAAGGUUCAAUUUACGGAUACAAUGCACGAGAACAAUGCUUUACUUUCGAUUCGUUGUAUCAAGUCGCCAAAGGGGGCAAAGAGAAAGAAAAGAACACGAUUUUACGCGCUGACAGGAGUGUUUUACAGCGUCUUAUCGUUGCUUACGGAGCUGGUCGAGAAGUAG